Sphaerulina musiva SO2202 is the source of this 1561-nucleotide messenger RNA. RefSeq names its product deoxyribodipyrimidine photo-lyase. The record is from RefSeq and is a predicted model, not a curated record. The transcript has a single exon. NCBI's taxonomy places the organism in Eukaryota, Fungi, Ascomycota, Dothideomycetes, Mycosphaerellales, Mycosphaerellaceae. Gene Ontology annotation, cellular component: cytoplasm; nucleus. Gene Ontology annotation, biological process: circadian regulation of gene expression; entrainment of circadian clock by photoperiod. Gene Ontology annotation, molecular function: DNA binding; FAD binding. The coding region runs from base 70 to 1497 and encodes 475 amino acids.
CUCGAGAGCACGUCUUCCGAUUCGAAGCCUCGAAAUGUCCUACACUGGUUCCGCAGCAAGGAUAUUCGCAUGCAGGAUAACAAAGCUCUGUGUGCGGCCUCACAAAAGGCAAAAGAGGGAUCCGGUACUCUGCUCAGCGUAUACUUGCACAGCCCACAUGACCUGGAAUGGCAUGGCACUUCGCCAUCACGGACAGAUUUCAUACUGGAGUCCCUCAGGCUUCUGCAGGAAGAGCUGAAAGGGAAGCAUGUCCCACUCGCGAUCUUGACAGCAGAGGAUCGAAGUCAGAAGACGGAUCGGAUUCUUUCCUUUGCAGAAGAGCACAAUGUUUCGCAUGUAUACGCCAAUUUCGAGUAUGAAGUUGAUGAGCUUCGGCGCGAUAUCGAUUGUGCCCAGAAGCUGAAAGACCAGAAGGUAGGCUUCGAGUUACACCACGAUCAGACUGUCGUCGUGCCUGGCCAAUUAUGCACAGGUGCAGGAGGUCCGAUGAAAGUCUUCACGCCAUAUCACAAAGCAUGGCUCGCAGAAACGAAGAAUGACCCGAGUCUGCUAGACCUCGCGGGAGAGAUUGACAGCAAUGAUGAAUCCGCAAAGAAAUCUUUCGCUCCGUUAUUCGACAAUACGAUUUCCGAACCAGCGCAAAAGAAACGAUUUUCUAGCUCCGAGGAGAAAGAAAGAGUCCGCAAAAUCUGGCCCGCAGGCCACGAAGCAGGAAUCUCCCGCCUGAAACACUUUUUCGAUACCAAGGUGUCUAACUAUGCGGCCCAUCGCUCCGAACCCGCCCUCGACCCUUCCUCGCGCCUCUCCGCCUACAUCUCGGCAGGCAUUAUCUCCGUCCGUGAAAUCCUUCAGUAUGCGAAAGAGGCCAACUCCAACUUGCACUUCGACUCGGGAGACAAAGGAAUAGGCUCCUGGGUCCGCGAAUUGGUAUUUCGAGAAUUCUAUCGUCAUAUGACCACUAUCACACCUCACGGAAACAUGAAUCUUCCGCAAAACCUCAAGUUCGAUUUUGUGCAGUGGGAGGAUGACGAGGAAGGCUAUCAAAAAUGGGAGCAAGGCCGGACCGGCAUGCCAUUCAUUGACGCAGGGAUGCGUCAACUCAAUCACGAAAAAUACAUGCACAACCGCCUCCGCAUGAACACGAGUUCUUAUCUUCGCGCGAACCUACUGAUCGAUUAUCGAAGAGGCGAGAGAUAUUUUGCCGAAACAUUGAUCGAUUGGGAUCUUUCGAAUAACACCCAAGGCUGGGAGCCGAGUUACACCGUGUUCAACCCGGUGGUGCAAGGGGAGAAGUGCGAUCCACGUGGAGAGUACAUUCGGAAGUGGGUGCCCGAGUUGAGAGAGGUGAAGGGAAAAGAUGUGUUCGAUCCACAUGCGAGGUUGAGCCAGGAGGAGUUUGCGAAGUUGGGCUAUCCGGCUCCGCACGUGGACUUUAGAGAGUCGAGUCAGAGGGCGAAGGAGAGGUAUAAGCAAGAUUUGGCAGAUGCGGAUCCUUAGCACUACUGCACCUAGUGUCCAUACAGUACGGUAAGGUCUAGUAGUAGUUCAUGACUUCCAGCGU